Annulohypoxylon truncatum is the source of this 1746-nucleotide messenger RNA. RefSeq lists its product as uncharacterized. Lineage: Eukaryota; Fungi; Ascomycota; Sordariomycetes; Xylariales; Hypoxylaceae. The coding region runs from base 515 to 1666 and encodes 383 amino acids. The transcript has a single exon. The record is from RefSeq and is a predicted model, not a curated record.
UCCCAGACCAGCAAAGCCAAGACCCCACACUAGCCCUACGGAUGUCACCUAAUACAAGAAAUAAGACUGCUCCCACCUUCUUGGCGAUGAAUAUACCGUACAAGGUAGCUACUAGUCAAACCUGGAGCCCUGUACACGGAUCACAUUCUGACUUCCAAACAGCAUGGUUGGUCAUUUACAUACUCACUCAAUUGGUCUCAAGUUAAAGAAGCGAAAGUGUUAUAUCAUGGAUGGGAUACCUAACGGAUCACAACAGUGUGAAGUACUUGACCUUUGUGGACUUGUGCAUUGUACGCACGUUGUAAGUUCUACACUUAACACAUAGGGUACGACAACCAUGAAGUUCAAAUGGUAUAUAACACUCUCCAUCAUCUGUACAAGACGUAGAUUUUAUUCCUCUUCUAUAAAUUCAUUAUCUAUAUAAAUGAUCAGUUCGUCUACAACCCAAUUUUCACUUUACUAAACUCCUCUUGUCUCUUUUCGACAAAAUUCAAAGACACCAAAACUCGGCAAAAUGGCAUCGGCGACUGGUUCCCGGAUAUUUACUAUCGCCGAUAUGACACCAGCAGCAUCUACACAGACAUUCACUCUGUUCCCUUUACUUCCGCCCGAAUUGCGUCUCAUGGUGUGGCAUUUUGCAUUAGCACAGCCACGCAUCAUACAGACACUCAUAUACCCACGCGACCGGAUUGACCACGCACUCCAGCAUCAAAGGUGUGAACGACCUGACGAGCGCGCGCACGAGAACUACAGCGUGAUCUUCUACCAGUAUCAGAGCAUUAACAAGCUAUCCCACGUCAAUCAAGAGUCGCGGCGUGCCACUUCGGCAUUCUAUCGGGUUCCCAUUCCCUGCUGGCUGACCACACCACCACGUGAUUACCAGCCCCUAUUCAAACCCGGCAUAUUCUACUUCAACCCCGAUUACGAUUAUAUUCACCAAGUAGGCUACCGCGACUGGAGUACAAUUGACAACCUCGUCAAGUUUAUUCACGAUCUGAAGACUAUUCAUGACCCUCUUCAUGUGGGUCUUCUUAACCUUGCCAUUGACUUUCCAACCCUGAAUGGACUGUGCCGGUUAGACUUCCAUAGUCUUGGCCCUUUGCUUGCAACAAGUUUUGCCGAGACUCUAAGUCGACUCCAGGAAGUUUUCUUUGUCUGGCCGGUAAAAAUACCCCAACGCAGCCAGCGACAUCUCGGCCGAGAUCAAGACCCGGGCUCGGGGUUCCAUGAUAUCAGGCGGGUACCUUCGCUUCCUGUUAUGGCCUGGGUACCCGGCUUCCAUCGUCUACACCAUGACCCCAGACCCAUUGAGCAUGACUUGGUAAUCAUCCUUGACACGAUGCAUGGUCGCCGAAACCCCUCUAUCAUAACCGCCAAAUGGGGAAAACUCCUACAGAAGCUUCGGGUCAAUCAAGUCGAGCUGCAAACGGAGCAUCGUAUUAUGACCCAAUUUGGUCGGCCCGAGGGUUACGAUUACGAGAGUGCGAACGAGUGGCUGGAUUCUGGGCAUUCCUGGUUUACAGAAAAGGGGUUUGUUAGUGAGCGACGGACUGAGGAAGUGAAACCCGCCUUUGGAUUCUGGCUAUUUCCGCUACACGUUUUUAAUAAACAUAGUAGCUCCAGCAUAGACAUUUGGCCUGAGUUAGCCUUAGCAGAUCUAUAUUGAUACUCUCAUGUCUUACAGCUGAGGGAAGUGGAUCACAACUAGUAUAGGUUCUCUAUACCAAUUUACUUACUAUUUACAAG